AUGGCAACUUCAGGAAGCUCAGCUCGUUCUAAAGUAGUUAAACUUCUUGAAGCUGAACCCCUUGAUGACGAAGAUGAAGCCGAUGCAGACGAAACAGAUGAACCAAUUAAUACAGAAACUUCACCGUUGGAUAUAAAAGGAGAACAUUAUGUAAAUGGAAAUUCUAAUGACACAAUUGUAUAUGAGCCUUCAGCAGCAACUACCAUCUCGAAUGAGACGCUUAAUAAUCGACAAGAUGAUAAUGAAGAUUGGAUACUUCCUCCGGAAACAAUUUCUGCAAAACAGGAAGCAAUGAUGGACGAUGAUCAGGAUGAAAUGGAAGAUGAAGCCGUUGCAUCGACAUCAGCAUCGUUCCCUCAAACGUCAAAAAAAAACAGAGGACAAUUGAACUUUUCUAUUUACGAUUUCAGUGAGUUCACACCAAAAAAGAAACGUAGUAUAAAAGCCCAAGCAGCGAUAAAAGCCAAAGCGAAAAGUCUUGGUUUAACUCCGAAACAAGAAAUCAGACAUAUGUGUUCGUAUUGUUCAUAUUGUGAACGAUCAUUUAAAACAACUCUACAGCUACAAAAUCAUACCAAUACACAUUUGGGAAUUAAACCGUUCAAGUGUAAAUUUUGCACGUAUGCAUUCACAACAUCGGGGGAAUUGAUUCGACAUGUUCGUUAUAAGUAUGAAUUAUUAUCGUUUAUGUAUAAAACGGCAGUAUUGUCGAGAGAGCGUCCUUAUCCAUGUACACUAUGUAGCUUACGUUUUACUCAAAGUAAUUCAUUAAAAGCACAUAUGCUAACUCAUGAAGAGAACAAACCAACAUUGCCGGUUACGCCGGUUGUGCCGUGUCCAUCUGUCAUGGCUAGAAAAUCUGAUUUAAGAUAUCAUAUUGGAAAACAGCAUAUCUCAACGGAACCAUUAGCUUGCAAUAUAUGCGAACAAGAUUUUCCAGACAAAUAUUCGUUACGCAUGCACGCCAAAACUCAUUGUAAAAUUGAAGGAAACGAUUCAUUUUUAAUAAAAUGUACAAUGUGCGAUUACACAACACAGACACAGUCUGAUUUGGAAGAACAUAUGAAUAAACAUAGAGGUAGUCGACCAUUCCAGUGUUCUGAAUGUGGUCUAACAUAUUCAACUCAAGGUGAUUUACGGCAACAUACAACAAAAGUUCAUCAUUGUGGUGAUUCUUCAGAUGUAGCUGGAGCUGGUCUCUCAACUCAUCAAUCUUUUCAUUGUGUUGUAUGUUCAAAAACAUUCACUAAUUUGCAUACAUUAGAACAACAUAUGAUCAGUAUACAUCAGAUAGAAAAUGGAGAUAAUGGAACGGUAGAGACGAUGGAAAUAAGUAAUAAUGAUCAGGAUAUUAAACCAUCACUUACUGUCAAAAUUGAAAAUGAAGAUAAUCAUUUCUAUGAUGAUCAAUCAAACUUGUAUGACGAGUAUGACGAUGAUCUAGUUGGAGACAGAGACAACGAUAUCGCGAACGAAGUUCAAACUGCCGAUGAAGAGCACGAAGAUAUAAAUCAAGAAAUGAUUAAAGGACAACAAAAUAUUGAUAAUAAUGAACCUAUCGUUGAAUAUCGAUCAUCUCAAAUUUGCUUGGGUAUCCGAAAAAUACCUUCAUCAAUACCAACAACAAUCAAAAAAUUUGAAGAUUUUAAUACAAUGAAUGAAUUCGAUAUCUCAGGGGAGCAACCUUUAACAACAACUGAAACAGAUAUAGGGACAACAAUAGAAACACCAUUACCGAAAAAACGAACACUAGCCAUUAAUAGAAAUGUUAAGGUGAAAUAUAAUGGCUUCAUAGAGCAAAUGAUUAAUAUUAGAUUUGCUUUUCUAAAUAAAUAUAAUUUAUUAUUUCUUUUGGGUUUAAAUAUUCAACAGCAAAUGUCAGCAUUUAACUCAAUGGGUGGAACGUUUAAUAAAAAUCAAGAAAAUGAUCAGACGUGUCAUACUCAUCAUCUCUUAGAGCGUGUAAAUGGGUACGAAAAUAAACACAAUAAUUUAGUAUUUUUUCCAAGUUUAAAUAAAAAUGAUUUCAUUAAACAUAGUGUUAUCUAUUUUGGAGGUGAUAUACAGGAUUUUCCUGAAAAUAUGAAUUCAAAUAGUGAAAGUCGUAAAUAUAAACAAUGGAAUCUCGUAUCAACAGGCGAAUUAUUACAAAAACGAUAUCCGAAUAGUUCUAUUAUUCUUAUACGUCCAAAUGAAAUGAAAGAUGAAAUAUUUUCUAGAUUUUCUAAUUUUGUUCCGUAUACAAAUGAACGUGGUGAUCCUGAGAAAUAUGAUCCAACAAAUUUUCCAGCAUUUUAUCAUUUACAACAAUUAUUGAUAGAAAUUUCAAACAAACUAAUAAAUGAACAGGAAUCAUCUUGUAUUUCAAUUCAUGAUAAUUCUAUAAAAUUAACAAUAAUUGGUUUUAGUAAAGGUUGUGUUGUUCUCAAUCAAUUAUUUCAUGAAUUAAAUCAUCUAUCAUCUCAAAAAGAAGAUACUAAUAAAUUGAAUGAGUUUAUUUUAAAAAUACGUGAAUUUGUAUGGCUUGAUAGUGGUCAUAAUGCACCAAAUACUAUGAUAUGGCCAGUUGAUGAACAUUUAAUUCAAACAGUUCAAAAAUAUAAUUUUGAAAUAACUGUUGCUGUAACACCAUUUCAAGUUCGAAAUCCAAAUAAGAAAAAACAUCAAAUAGAAUAUACAAAAUUCAUUCAGUUAUUAUCCAAAUAUGGAAUUCAGUUUACAAAUACAAUUUAUUUUGAUAAACAACCACCAUCAUUAGAUAGACAUUUCGAACUAUUAAAAAAAUUUUGA
This is a messenger RNA of Didymodactylos carnosus, 2790 nucleotides long. The record is from the annotation of a GenBank genome assembly. NCBI's taxonomy places the organism in Eukaryota, Metazoa, Rotifera, Eurotatoria, Philodinida, Philodinidae.